AUUUGCACCUCGCCUGGGUACGACUAACUUAGGUAAUGAGAGCACUACCGCUUUCCGCAUCGAACAAGACGGACCGAAAUUUUGGCCACCCAACCUUUCUCAGAAGCCCUUUACUGCUUCAUACUUUACGAUGUUUACUUCUUUAUGAUGAACGCUUUAUGUCAUGGCAAACUGGAAAGAACUGGGCGAGGUCCCAGACUCGGACGACGAACUCGACUUCGAUAGCCAGGAUCUUGAGUCGCUGCCGAACCCCGAACUACCUUCGAAACCCACCCCCGAUACUUUGCAAACGAAGGACGCCCACGCCCGGAAGAGCAUAUGGGACGUUCCCGAAUCGUCACAGGAUACGCCAGCAGACGCGAUUACAGAUCGUGUAGCAACGGACCGCCACCAUGAGGUGUCUAAGCCUAUUGACGGAGAGCCGCCGUCUUCGCCGCUGUCUUCGGUGCCGGAUGUGGACGAGCUGGACGACCCCUUCAACUUGACCUUGGACGAACCAGCAGCCCAAGCAGUGGCACCUACAACAACCAAAACGAGGACUAGGUAUCUUCCAAACGACCGCGACGACUCUCCCGAUCCCCUGGCUGGCGAUGAUACCGUUUCGACGAGCUAUGUUAGAAUCACUGCUCCUGAACCUGAGUUUCCCGCCGAGAACGACACCGAAAGCCUUCCACCUCCUAAGAAGUCUGUGGCGGCCUCUUCACAACCCAGUCAACAGAGCCGGCAGAGACGGUUGGCUGCUCAGCUCUUUGCUAGUUCUAGCCCGGAGGCAGAGGUGGCAGCUCCAGUUGAGCAGUCCAACGAUAGCAACACUUCGCCUCCGAAGCCUACAUUUGCUUCCUCGGCAGCCUCUUCUGUUGCUUCUCCGGUGCCGACCCAGUCGAGGAAGCAGCCGAGGCCGGUGGCUAUUCAGCGGGUGGAAAGCUCCAACAGGGACGAGGAGGUUGCUCGACAAGUUGCUGUGCGGUAUGAACGCUCGUUCAGACCAAGGAAACCCAUACAGGAACAUCCAUACCUCAUUGAGAAUGCCCAGUAUAGCAAGACUCUCAAGUCACACGGCAUCCGGCCGAUCAGAAUGCCCACAGAACCAGCCCCGAGACGUCAACGGCCGGAGGAAGAUUCCCAGGAAAAGGAUUUCGAGGAUGACAGCCAAGAACUCGCAGCGGAUGCGCCAAACGGAACCACCGACGAGAGCCAGUUCAACGGCCUGGACAUCCCGCUGAGCUCUAGUCCUCAGCUGAUGUCGUUCCUCUCCGAUUCACCUCUCCGAACAUCGUCCCCCAAGCACCGCGGCGGACCGAGUAGCCAACCAAGUCAGGGAGAUACGGAUAAUACUAGCUUCUCCGAUGUCGAUGAUUUGCCAUCUCUUGACAAGAUUCACCGCGACUUGCUGGCAAACCGAUCUGCCAGAAAGCGAAAGCGAGGGAAAGGCACUGCGACCAAGGCUGUGGUGACGCAGUCGGCAGCCCCAAAUGCGCUUUCGCCCUCGCGUCCGCAGUUUCAGCAGUAUGAUGAGAUUUACGGCAUGCUUUCUUCGCCGUCUUCAUCGCCUGAAGUACAAACCACUGUGGUCAACCAUUUGGUUGAUCCUACGCCAUUGCCUACAGAGAGCAACGCCGAAACGGCAUUUCUUGAAGGCGAUGACCUGCCCAUCGUGGACAGCAACGUGCUAUCUCCUUCUGAGUUCCAGGGGCGGGUUUUAGUCGAAGCUGAACCGCCGGUCUUUGACCUGACCAUGGCAGACAUUUCUGAUAUCGGAGAAGAAGAUGGAUCCGGAGAUGUCGACGCCCAGAGCAGUUCAGGAGAGGAGUCGGAGGGUCAGAAUGACGGCCGCGAGGAGGCCGGCGCGGCGAUUGCAAAGAGAAUGCGAGGUGUCCUUCCGGCAUCCUGGCUUAGGCUCGACCAACAGGCAAACCGUCCCAAACCUACUCAGUACCAACGCCCCGAUGACUCCCCUGAGAAGGGUCCGAGACGAGGCGUGGCUGUCCGACGGAUAGGUCGCUCGGCGUCAUCUACGGCGGCAGCGUUUCUCUUCGAUGACUCAGACGACGAUGUGGUCACUACGCAGACGCCUACACGUGCUUCUCACAAUAUCCAGACUGUCUUGCCUUUCGAGAGAUCUGAGGUCAUGGAAAUCAGUGACGACGACGACGGUGGCUCCGCCGUUGAAGAAAACCAGGUUGACCAUAUGCUUCCAAGCAGAAAACGUCAAUUGACUUUGAAAGACUUUCGACAACCCGCCAAAAGGCAGAAAAAGAACGACCGUCCAUCAAGCACCCAACCCAAGAAACGCGGGCGACCGCCGAAAAGCGCACACCGAUCUUCUGGAGCUUCUCGCCUUGAUCCUUUCUCCAAAAGUCGCAAAUCUACUUCGAGCAAUACUCGAGCUGUGGCCCGAGCGAAACCUCCUCCAAGAUUGAGCAUUCUGGAUGUCAUCGAACCAGAUGCGCCGAAGUUUCUGAAGAUUGCGGCUCGAGCAGCUCAAAGCAAGCGGCACAUGGGACGAUCCAGUCCUACAACCAAGAGCAUACGCCUAGCCACGCGGAAGGACAAUGUAGAUGCCGGCAGCGUGCUUCAACAGUGGAAAGGAGGCAAGAUUCGACCUCGACCUGGAUUGCAGACGAAGAAACCUAAGCCCACAGGGUCAAGUGGAAGACACCCACUGGCUCAACUACCAUCAAAUGUCUCCUCUCGUGGUGCUGUAUCCUCUCCAAAGGCCCGCAGCGCCACGCAGUCUGAUGAACUUCGUCGUGAGGGCUCAACGCCUUUGACGCCUUUGCCGGAGGCGCACUCUCGGAUAAGGCAAAUGUCGAGAAGUAAUUCGGUCACAAGUCAGCAGACGCAGGAUGCCCGAAAUAGGCCGGCUCAGCUUGAAACAGAUUUGACCCAGCAACCGGGUAGAGUCGGUUUCCAAGCAAAGAAGCGAGCUCUCGAUGCUCUUUUCAAGCGUAAUCACUCGCAGUCGCUGUCAUCGAGAAGUGCGCACUUGGAUUCUUUCUUAGACGACACAUCAUCAGUAGUGUCAGAGCACAGCCUUGCUGCUAGAGGCUCUCCUGAGCCUGCAGCAGUCAAGAGGCCCAUAUUGAAGCGCCCGAGAAAGCCUGUACAGCCAAUCCAGAUCGAUGUAACGGCAGCCCAUUUCCGCCACGCAGAUGACCCCAUGCCUACGAUAGAGUUGAUAACUCCCGUCGAAACGCCCAAAGCCGCGUUCAACGAUAAUCAGCUUCUUGGACUUGGUCCUUUUGGCACACACUAUACACAGCACUUUGACAUUUUCCCCCUGGACCGCGGGGUCUUCUUCCACGAGACAACACUCAUAGGCAGUGGACGGGUCAGCUCAAUAGCAUAUGGCCAGUUUCCCGAGAAGGUGUGGAAUUAUCGACCCCGAAUUUCUUACAGCCUUGGUGAAAUGGUCCUUCGAUGGGACUUAUGGACCGAGCAAGUCUCGUCCGAGUUCGGCAUCGUGAUGGACGGGAUCCUCGAGCAAAUUCUCAGGCCAUCGCUAUCUGCAGAAGUCACACCCAAUGCCAGAGCAGCGGCAAGGUUUGUUCUGGACUACGUCCAAAAAGCGAUGAGCUUCACCAACGAUGCCGAUGCUGCCUCAUUCAUCGCUCGGGUGUCUGAUGUGGUCAAGUCUUUCUUGACGCGCUUCGAAUCUGAAGAUGUCAGUGACUUGGCUCAACGUCGGGAAUUGGCUGACGUGUUGUCGAAUGUAUUCCUCGUUGUCUCUUACGCCGUCCGCCUCUGUCAAAAAAGUCCGGCGCUGAUGACAGAGAGCUUUGCUAUGGAGGCGCUUCUCAGAAAAACCGCAGAAACACUAGUCCGAUCGCUUCUCGGCAUUGGCCUGGACGACGUUACGCAACUCUACGAUGAUCUUCAGACCUUGAGAUACCGCGAGCGUGGCAUUCGCUCCGACAAGUUCGUAGCACACGCUUGGGUGCUUCUCAUAAAGGUCCUAGAAUAUCUUCGGAUUCCUAGAAUGACAUUCUGGGACGUCACAUACUCGUGCAUGAUACAACCAAGUGUCAUUCGUGGCAUGGACUCCCAAGAGUUUGAGAAUAUUUGGAGGAAGAUGUUCACGCUCCUACCCUUGUGCGAAUUUGACGAUAAUGGUGUGAUCGUUUCCGAUAGGAGACACCUGGUUCCCCUGGAAGGGUGGAACUUGCCCCAGCAAGUCCUCAAACGCGUCUUCCAACUAUACCGCGACAAUCCCCGCCAGUCUCCGAGCUUCAAUGACUACUGCCGGGCACUAGUGUCCAGGUGUCACUAUCUGGUCGAUCAAUGGGGUUGGCAGAAAAGCAGCGGUAUCAUCGGUACCAUCUUCGACUUCUUUGGCUCGCAGAACUUAUCUCAUCUGCGCAACGAAGAAGCCUUCCGCUCAGCUCGUUUCCUAGACAGCCUUCACCUUGACCCGUCUCUCCAUGUCGAGCCUGAGGAUAGGUGUUUCCACAUAUUCCUCAAACUCGUGGCACUAGCCAUCAAGAGACUGAGGCAAAAUGGGGCAAUCAACGACAUCCGGAAUUUGGUAGCUCGCACACUGCCAAACCACGACCGGCAAUAUUCUAAGGAACAAAACGUUCACCAGAAUGACUUAGCGGCUCUCAGGAACCAUCAUGAUCUCUUAUGUACUCUGUUCUGGGCAGCGCCACCUGAUCUUCGUCCUGGCAUCCACAAUCUGGAGAAAUUGGUUAUUCCCGCUAGCUCUCAUAAGGAAGCCUGUCUUAUUAACCUGCGGGCCUGGAAUCAACUGGCAAGAUUCGUCGUCCACGAAGAGUCCGCCGCGUCAUUCAAUUCGCUGGCUAGCUGGCAGGCCAAUGUGUUCAAGCAGCUGUUGGACCAGUACAACUCUGCCGCAGCAGAUAUCCAACAGCAGUUUUUAGCACUGUCCAAGGAUGAUAGCCAUAAUGUCAGCGAAGACCUGAUGAACUCCAUUGUGGCUACAAACAAAGCUGCAACCAUGGAGAUUAUGCUGUUCUCAGUCAAGUCCUCAAUGGAGGUUGUGCAAUAUGCGAGUAGUUUGGAGUUGGCAAGGCUUGCUUCUAGCCCUUAUCAACUACAGCAAGUCUUCCAGCAUUUCUCUACUUUGCCAGCAGACUUCCCGUCCACGCUUCUCCAAGCCUCUCUGACCACGCUCGAACGUCUUCUUGGUCGAAUCGAGUCAGUCUUCAACGAAGCAGAUGAUAGUCAAGACAGUAUGGCCUCUCGGACUUUGGAGUCUGAGGAUGCUAUUCUGAUGCUGGACCGCGAAUUGGCAGCUGCGUUCCUUUCAGCAGCACGCUGUCUCUUGUCAAAUCAACCGCGCGGCAAACCUGGCAAUUCAAGCGUGUCAACAUCCUGUGUUGAACAAUCCGUUGUGGUAUCUGGCAUGAUGAUUGGUCUUUUCGUACGCUGCGGAAUGAUGGCACUCUCGCAGGUUUUUAAACCUACUAAAUAUGGACUAUUCGGGAAAGCGCCAAGCAAGCUUGACUGCGAACAACGCCAAUAUCUUCCACUCUUCCUUUCCAUUGUUGCGCAGAAGGGAGCAACCAUUAACCUGGAGGAUAUUGGAGGAAGCCUUUUACUAUUGUGGCUCAUGGUCAUCGUACAGCCGAGUAACUACUUGAGAUUUGAGAACCGAUUUGGACAGCAGCUCCAGCGACAGGGCUAUCCUUUCAUUCCGGACAAAGCAGGUCUCGUCGUCAACCCAGGCUACUCGGCCAAUCGUGACUUUUUCGAGUACGCGGUAUCUUGGAUGCGGAAAUCUCUACACACAGCCGACGCUGCCUCCAAGAAGAACAUGCGGUCCGAGUUCGAGAGAGUGCUCAAUGCUGUCAUGAACCAAAUGCGGGCUGACCUUCAAAUCAUGGCUGCAGACGAAUCACAACACCCGAGCUAUGUCAAGUUCGUCCGCAACAUCAUCUCCCUCAUCAAGGCUCAUGCUUCAGACAUCUGUCCCGUACAAAAAUUCUUCUUGGAGGUGAGCAAGGAGUAUUCGCCGCCGAUGCAAGACCCGCAAUUACAAGCAGCGUUGAUCCAGUCAUACGGAUUCAAGCUUGCGGAAGGCGACCCCAGAGUCCCUAGUACACUAUUUCACUUCUUGCUCAAUAACUUUAAGGGGGCUCUCCAGCGUGGCCGACUACCGCAUGAAGUCGUCCUGCUGAAAGGGGCUUUGGAGAACGAUGCCAUCAUGUCAUUCAUUCUUGGCAAGAUGCUUCCCGCGGUGCUGCACGCCACUCUAUCCAAUGUCGAGGCCUACGCGAUGCUCGAUGUUUUAUGCGAUGCGCUUGGACUGGCAAUAAAAUCGUCACCUGUUCCUCGUCAAGUCAGCGAAGACAAUAUGGGGUGCAUUGCUGCCUUGGUCAUCACCACACUGGCUUGGGCAAACGCCCUAGGACGGAGCAUGCUUAGUCCUGAGCAUGUUCAUGUGCUCAGACGAAUCACUUGGCUCCUCAACGCUUUUCAGCCUUCCCUCGAAGCGUUCUCAUUCAUGGCUACAGAACCUCGAGGCUGGGACAACGUCAUGUCGAUGUUACGUUGGUUCAGCCUGCUUGCCGAAGGGGCGCAAGAGUAUCUUGAAAACCAAGAAACCCCUUUCAUAGCCUCCUCGGGGCUGUUCCGCCGACUCAGAACUCUCAAUGAGAUCUUCACGAUCCAGGACACCACGGUUCUGACCUGGUCAGAGCAUAUAGGAAACGACAUCAGUAGGAAUUGGGUCACGACAGGACCAUUGUUAACGGUAUCACCCCACAACCGUGGCACACCUUCAACACAGUCUGGGAUUGGAUCACUACGGCCUAAGUGGGACAUGCAAGAAUUGACGACGAGUUUGCUAGAUCAAAUGCGGAACUGGCAUGAGUGGUGGACGAGGGUGAAAGAGUUGCCAGCUGAUACUGAGGAAGUAGAUUUCGGGGAGGACUGUCGACAUUUCCACCCGUCCUUUAGGUUGCGGAAGAGCCCGUCCGAAGGCGGCGCAGAAGACGGCAAACCACCAGACAAACCAGCCGGCGAGCAAGAGGACGGCAGCAGAAAUAAAGAUGGCGGCGCGUUCGCCUCUGCGAGAGCGCGCCUCUCAAGGCCGCGGGCCGCUGACGAGCUGCCACCCGUGAAGCUGCCGCAGAGCUUCCUCGACAACAGCGUGUCGCUGUAUGAUCCCGAAAACCGCAUCAACACCCUCACAAACGAUCUGUGGCACCAUCGAUACAUGGGCGCCCGCUGGCACGAUCUGCUCUGGAAAGAUUUGGAUCUCGUCUUCAGCCAUGCGUCUUGGAGCGAAGCGAGGCUGCAAGAUGCGCUGCGCCGGGGCAAUCUCGAAGCCAUUGAGAGGAGGAGCCGACUCCUUGCUGAGGCAUCGCAGUGGCUGAGUCUCUCCAUUGACGAGAUGCGAUCUUCGAACAACCUGCAGAGCUCUCGCGAGCCGCUGCCGACCACCGAAUUCGCAGACAUGCUUCGAUACUCGAACAAAUUCGUCCUUUCGAACCUUUUGUCGCAACACACCAGAGCAACGACGGACGCCGAUCCAACACAAGAUCCAGACAGCGUACUGCAAUCGCUUGUCGAGCAAUACAUCGAAGAGGGACGGCCGAAGCUGAGACGUGACGGAUUGAGGUUAUUCGAUCCCAGGAUCCGCGGGGAGGUCGUCACGGCUGUGUGCGCGGAGCUUUCCCUGCAGCCGGACGCAAGUGCCGCAGGCAGGGAGCUCAAGAGACCCCUUACUGUCGUCAACAUCCCGAACUACACCGGCCGAAGCCAUACCAAGAAACUCAUGAAGCACGUUGCGUCAUGCGCGGAAGCCGAUUUGAUUCACCUCGAUGCGCAGGAGUUGGCGAUGCUUGUGGGCGACUACAUCGGACAGGACUGUGCCUACUCGCGUGGCUCGAUCUCUAUACUGGGAUACCGAUCUGCCGAGAUGAACGGACGUCUCGUCAAGAGCGAGGAGCCAUCCAAGCCCAACGACGAGGAUCUAUCAGGCGAGAUCGAAGCGGCCUGGAUCAAAGAAGGCCCCAAGGACUACAUCCUUCCCUCUGUAGAUCGAUGGGAGAACCUAAAGAUCAACGCCGUUCUUGAGGAGAUUGCUAACUCGGCUACAAAGAUGACGUCGAAGCCGGAUCGCAACCUGAUCAUUCACGUGGACGACUUCGUCGAGCUUAACAUGACGCUCGAGGGUGCGCUGCUCAUCGGUCGACUUCGGACCAUCGUAGACACCAUGUGGCGCGCUGGAAAGAGAGUCACCCUCGUGGGCACCUCAUCCAACGAGAAUCCUUCGGAGCAGUACGCAUCGACGCUCAAGGAGAUUGCGGCAGAGGAGUGUUUGAUCCCUUUGCCUCUGAAUUUCCAGCGGAUCACCGACGCUGCAAAUACCAAGAAGAUUUACGAGGCCAAUGACUUCUUGCAAGAGAACCUGCGAAACAUCCAGCAUAUGCUGAAGAGCAUUUCUGGCCAAACGCGAGACACGAGUAAACUGCGCAUCGUCGGCGUGUCAAAGUCCUCGCCGCCGCAGUUCCUCUUGGAUGACACACAUGGCUCUUACAUGGAGGUCUCGCUCAUCCCCCGCGUUCUCGCAACCUCCAUCCUCCCCCUUUCCGACGUAUACCACAUAACCCGCCUCUUCUACGCCUGCGAGGGCACCGUCCGCCCCGACGAGUCAUGGAGGGUUCUCUUUGACGUCGUCGAGUCCAGCAGCUACAGCACCGCGCAGCUGCACCGCACCCAGGACCGGCCGACGCGCUCCAAACCCUCCUCCGGCGGCGCGAGCUCGUCUGCCGACAUGCAGAAGCCCGAACCCGAACGCCUCCGCGUGUCCGGUAACUACAACGACUACGAGAAGAAGCUCCUCAGCGGUCUCGUCAACAGCAGCGAGAUCAAGACGACGUUUGCCGACGUCCACGCCGACGCGGAGACCAAGAACAACCUCAAGCUCCUGACCUCGCUGUCGCUCGUCCGCCCCGAAGCCUUCACAUACGGCGUCCUCGCCACCGACAGGAUACCGGGCUGCCUCCUCUACGGCCCGCCCGGCACCGGCAAGACGCUCCUCGCCAAGGCCGUCGCCAAGGAGAGCGGCGCCAACAUGCUCGAGGUCAGCGGCGCCAGCAUCAACGACAUGUACGUCGGCCAGAGCGAGAAGAACGUGCGCGCCCUCUUCUCGCUCGCCAAGAAGCUGAGCCCGCUCGUCAUCUUCAUCGACGAGGCCGACGCCCUACUCGCCGCCCGCGGGCAGCGCAACCGCGCCGCGCACCGCGAGACCAUCAACCAGUUCCUGCGCGAGUGGGACGGCAUGAGCGACACGAAGGCCUUCAUCAUGGUCGCCACCAACCGGCCCUUUGACCUCGACGACGCCGUGCUCCGCCGGCUGCCGCGCAAGAUCCUCGUCGACCUGCCCCUCAAGGCUGACCGCGCCUCCAUCCUCCGCAUCCUCCUCAAGGGCGAGACGCUCGACGCCUCGGUCGACGUCGACGACGUCGCGCGGAAGACGGUGCUCUACUCCGGCUCCGACCUCAAGAACCUCUGCGUCGCGGCCGCCAUGACGGCCGUCCAGGAGGAGAGCGAGGUGGCGGCGCGGCACACCGGCCCGGAACCCUACGUGUUCCCGCCGAAACGCACGCUCGCGAAGCAUCACUUUGAUAAGGCCCUGAAGAUGAUUGCCGCCAGCGUCAGCGAGGACAUGGACAGCUUGAAGAGCAUCCGUCGCUUCGACGAGAAGUACGGCGAUGUCCGGGCCAAGAAUAGCCAGAAGAGGAAGGGUAUGGGCUUCGGUGUGCUGCCGACGUCGACGGAUGCUGAGGAGGCUAGGGUGCGGCAGGCUGUUGCUUGA
Molecule: messenger RNA, 9787 nt
Organism: Colletotrichum scovillei
Lineage: Eukaryota; Fungi; Ascomycota; Sordariomycetes; Glomerellales; Glomerellaceae
Product: Mus7/MMS22 family protein
Exons: 9
Coding region: 164-9787 (3207 amino acids)
Biological process (GO): double-strand break repair via homologous recombination; replication fork processing
Cellular component (GO): nucleus; Cul8-RING ubiquitin ligase complex
Molecular function (GO): ATP hydrolysis activity; ATP binding
Source: RefSeq, a predicted model, not a curated record